This is a messenger RNA of Hyalella azteca, 1831 nucleotides long. Its product is annotated as UDP-glucosyltransferase 2. Lineage: Eukaryota; Metazoa; Arthropoda; Malacostraca; Amphipoda; Hyalellidae. The coding region runs from base 233 to 1777 and encodes 514 amino acids. The record is from RefSeq and is a predicted model, not a curated record. Gene Ontology annotation, molecular function: UDP-glycosyltransferase activity. The transcript has 6 exons.
CAGUUACUGUUUGUCGCUUUGUCAGAGAAGUGACCACGCAGGAGCUUCGACUUGCAGAUGUUGAAAUUUUGACAAUGUAAAAUAAACUUCAACAGGCUUCUAAAAACGUCAUAGUAGGCCAGAAUUUUUAAGAUGCAAGCCACAACUGAUAUUUGGAUUGCUGAACAGUCAUAUAUUACCUUGGCUCUUGACUAAGUCACAAGUUCAUCCUGGUAAGAAAUCAACGGUCGAAAUGACUUCCAGGGUUCCACUGCUAGUUUGCUUGGCUCUCUGCACCGGACUGAGCACAAUUCCAGCGGAUGCGUACAACAUUCUCCUGGCUACGCCUAUUGCCAGCAAGUCUUUGCAUUAUUUGUUCACUGCGAUCGGAGAGAACUUGGUGAACGCCAACCACACGGUGACUCUCUUGACAAGUUUCCCGCCUUCGCUUUCUCAUCCAAACUUCAGGAGCUUAAAUGUUUUGGGUGAAGUGCCCCAGCCCAAGUAUAACGUCUUCGAAAUGCGCGAUAUCACAAAAGCCCGUGAAAAGUUUACUCAAGAAAUAUUCUUCAUUGGUGGGAUAAUGUGGGAAAACGAAGAGGUCAAAGAGGUAUGGAAUAAGAGGAAUUCGUUCGACGCUUUCUUGACUCCUGCGUAUAUCAACGAAAUCUGCAUGCCGUUCUUACUAAACUACACCGGACAUUACAUGAUCGUCUCCACUCCCGGGGUGGAGUACAGUGCGAUAUCCAUGGCAGGCAAUUGGUUGCCGCCCUCAGUUGUUCCGUCGAUGACUUUACCUUACGAUGGAGACAUGACUUUUUUCGAACGAACUGUCAAUGUGAUUGCCAUUCCAUUAUUAUAUUUCCAUAAAAAAUUUACGUACUUCGUUCAAAUGCAGAGGCUACUGGAACAAAAAUUCCCCGAAAUCGAACCCAUCGGCAGUUAUUAUUCAAGAGCGAGAUUAACCCUGAUCAACGGGCACCCUGCCCUGGACAGCCCCGUGCCCCUCCUGCCCAGUCAGGUCGAAAUUGGUACCAUCAACGCCAAGCCUGCCAAGCCCCUGCCCAACGACCUGGAGGAGUUCAUGGCCAGCAGCGGCGCCCACGGGGUCAUCUACUUCAGCAUCGGCAGCAUCGCUGAAAGCGCCGACAUUCCCCUCAGAGCAAAGCUGGAGUUUGUGGAGGCGUUCCGCAGGCUGCCGCAAAAAGUCGUGUGGAAAUACGAGGGCAGCGACUUGGAGCUGCCGCCGAACGUCCUGACGCGGGCCUGGCUCCCUCAGCAGGACAUACUCGGUCAUCCGAAGACGCGGCUUUUCAUUUCGCACUGCGGGAACCUGGGCACCCAAGAGGCCAAGUACCACGGCGUACCAGUACUUGCAGUGCCAGUGGCCUUUGAUCAGCCCAGGAACGCGGCUCGGAUGGUACGCAAGAAGCUGGCGCUGUCGCUGGAGUGGCAGACGCUCACCGCCCAGGCCAUCGUCGACGCCGUCAACGAGCUCGUCAACGACACCACAUACGGCGCCCGGCUGAGGACGAUCUCAGCGGUGCUGCAGGACCAGAAGGAGAGUCCCGGGGCUCGUGCUGUGCGGUGGAUAGAGUACGUGAUCCGGCACCAUGGGGCGCCGCACCUGCUGUACCCCGGCAAGCGCCUGCACUUCCUGCAGUAUGUCUCUGCAGACGUCCUGCUCUUCCUCGCCGUCUGCUGCUACGUCGUCUACAGGAUACUCAGAAGUGCGGUCGUUGUGGCGGUGGGCGCCUGGCGUGGCAGGCUCAAGGAAACCAAGAAAAAGAAACUCUAGUCACGGCCGCGGCCGGCGCCGGAUUUGGGGUCCUAAUCCAGCUGCUGUAUUAUU